AAGCCUUUACUGACAUUGUUGUGAACAACAAGCCAAUAACGUCUAUUUCACCCAUAUUCGAAAGGUUUCAAAAUGGCGAGUAUGACCAUGAAGCCUUUAUACAAUACCUCCUUGAUGCAAUAUGGUACAUUGAUACUACGAUAAUUGACAGUGCCAAUGACAAGACGAUGGAAAGUGAGCGUCGUCGAAACUUAAGUAGCAUUGUCAAAUACCUUAAU
Racocetra persica is the source of this 218-nucleotide messenger RNA. Lineage: Eukaryota; Fungi; Glomeromycota; Glomeromycetes; Diversisporales; Gigasporaceae. The record is from the annotation of a GenBank genome assembly.